Pisolithus orientalis is the source of this 1209-nucleotide messenger RNA. RefSeq lists its product as uncharacterized. The record is from RefSeq and is a predicted model, not a curated record. NCBI's taxonomy places the organism in Eukaryota, Fungi, Basidiomycota, Agaricomycetes, Boletales, Pisolithaceae. The coding region runs from base 384 to 1049 and encodes 221 amino acids. The transcript has a single exon.
GCGGCAUGCUACACAUAGCAGUUCACUUUUUGCGGUCAAGAAUUUUCAACGUGCCCGGUGGACAUUGCAGAAGAUACGGCCGACAAACUGGGACCGUCGAACGCGAGGCUUUCGAUAUGCGCGAGUCUGUUCAGUGCGAUCUUGUUGUUGUUGCCAAGUCUACUCCAACCUCACUCACGAUUCCACGAAAUUCGUCACUGGUACAGCGAUCACUCGCCUCCUCCCUAGCUCUGGAUUUCCCAUGAGAGGAGCCGAGCCUACGGCUUAUGCACCCUAAAUGACCUCUCCUCGAAAGUACUCCUCGAGAGCCUUCUUCCCCCUAUGCUAAUACCUAUUUAGGUUUGACUCAAAGUCCAGUCUCGCACUGUCUCGUUAUUUGACAGAUGGCUAACAAUUCGACUUCUAGCAAUACUUGUCCUCCCCAUGGCUCUGCGCGUUAUCCUGUCUAUCCAGGUCCGGUUCGAGAAGCUAUGAACAGCUCUUGUGACAGUUUGUCUCCGUAUGCUCGCCGGCAGAGAGAGUAUCAGGUGGCUCACAUAGGUGUUGGGAGUUCUGCUGUGGUGGAACCAGCCACCUCGCCUACACAUCUCGUGCCAGCCCAACACAGCCUACUGUCACCCACGAACGCUCAACUUGGUUUUCCUUCCACAAUAUCUCCUCCUGAGAUAGCCUGUAAUUUCCCACCGUCCGGUGUCCGUUCGACUUUGUGUGCAAGCCCUGAUAAUGGUUUGCCUCGUAGCAGCAGCGACGCAUGGCUUCAUGAUUCUUGGCCCCCCAAUGCUCCGUCUAUUCCCACAACACCCCCAUGCUUCCACGGCUCCCGCUCCUCUAUGCCGCAGUCGCUCGUAUAUUCCGCCGCUUCAGCUUACCACACACAGCAAACUGUAUGCGUCCGCACGUCUCAUACUUCCGUCGGAUUGUUACCUGUCAGCCCCGCUGUCCCAGCUUUUCCAAUCCCAGGCCGGGUUCCACACUCGGUGCAGGCCCCUCCUUCCCGAAAAAGUUCUGACCUGAGUGGAGCUUCCAUUCCUUCUUCAUCCUACUGUUGACCUGGAUUCUGUGGUGGAAGCACGGGGAUCGGAAUUUCCUCACCCAUAAUCGGCCUACCUAUGAGAAACCUUUCUGCGACAGCGGAAUCUAAGCGGAACAGCUCAGAUGGGCCACGAGCCUCCAAAUCGUACUCUGCAUCGCCCAUUGGGAAGUCUACAG